Messenger RNA from Pipistrellus nathusii (Nathusius's pipistrelle), 312 nucleotides. NCBI's taxonomy places the organism in Eukaryota, Metazoa, Chordata, Mammalia, Chiroptera, Vespertilionidae. The record is from the annotation of a GenBank genome assembly.
AUGUUGAACCGUUUACACAACAGGACUGUUGUAAACCUUUAUGCAAUCUUAAUUGGAUCUUCCAGGAGAACAAGAUUUCAUGUGCAUAACAUCACAAACUAUAGCAAUAAAGUUGGCAAAUUUACAUCAAGCUUGGCAUUUAAAAAGAAAAAAUUGUGCUAUGCUACUCAAUGCGGUGGAGAAAUGAUUCCCAUCUAUAUAAACCUAGUUAAAUGUGAGGCUCGGUUGUAUAUGGCCCAACCUUGGUUAUCAUCAGGGUUGAAGUUAGAUAGCCCUGAUUUCCAAUUAGUAAAUGGGUUACUAUUCCUGUAA